Molecule: messenger RNA, 1263 nt
Organism: Budorcas taxicolor (takin)
Lineage: Eukaryota; Metazoa; Chordata; Mammalia; Artiodactyla; Bovidae
Gene: IVL
Product: involucrin
Exons: 3
Coding region: 1-1263 (420 amino acids)
Biological process (GO): keratinocyte differentiation
Cellular component (GO): cornified envelope
Source: RefSeq, a predicted model, not a curated record
AUGUCCCAGCAAAACACUCUGCCAGUGAUUCUGCCCCCUGCCCUCUCUCAGGAGUCCCUCAAGCCUGCUUCUCCUCCCACCAAUACCCAGCAGGAGCAAGUGAAGCAGCCAACUCCACUGCCUGCCCCAUGCCAGAAGGUACACUCGGAUCUCCCAGGGGAGGUCCCCUUGGAGCUCGGGGAGAAACACACAAUUGUGGAAGGGGUGCCUGAGCAAAAGUGUGAACCACAGCAACCAGAGCCAGAGCAGCAAGAACAGCAUGUGGAACAGCAGCAGCAAGAGUCACAGGUGCCAGAAGAGCAUGUGGAGCAACAGCAGCAGGAGUCACAGGUGCAGGAAGUGCAUGUGCAGCAGCAACACCAAGAAUCACAGGUGCAGGAACAGCAUGUGAAGCAGCAGCAGCAGGAGUCACAGGUGCCAGAAGAGCAUGUGGAGCAGCAACAGCAAGAAUCACAGGUGCAGGAAGUGCAUGUGGAGCAGCGGCAACAAGAGUCACAGGUGCAGGAACAGCAUGUGGAGCAGCAGCAAGAAUCACAGGUACAGGAAGUGCAUGUGGAGCAGCAGCAGCAGGAGCCACAGGUGCCAGAAGAGCAUGUGGAGCAACAGCAGCAGGAGUCACAGGUGCAGGAAGUGCAUGUGCAGCAGCAACACCAAGAAUCACAGGUGCAGGAACAGCAUGUGAAGCAGCAGCAGCAGGAGUCACAGGUGCCAGAAGAGCAUGUGGAGCAGCAACACCAAGAAUCACAGGUGCAGGAACAGCAUGUGAAGCAGCAACUGCAAGAGUCACAGGUGCCAGAAGAGCAUGUGGAGCAGCAACACCAAGAAUCACAGGUGCAGGAAGUGCAUCUGGAACUGCAGCAACGAGAGUCACCGGUACAGGAAGUGCAUGUCAAAAAGCAACAGCAGGAGCUACAGGAGCAGGAAGUGCAGCAGCAAAAAGAACAGCACGCGGAGCCUCAGAAAGCAGAACACCUGGGGCUGCAGCUGGAGCAGGAGAAAACACAAACAGAGCAGCAGCUGAAAGGACAGCUGGAACAGGAGAGGAAGGUCUUGCGCCAGCACUUGGAUCAAGAGCCAGCUAGGAGAGAGGAGCAAAUGGAAAAGAAAGAGGAGCAGCUGCUGGAGCAGCAGGACGGGCAGCUGAAACAGCCUGUGUGUGCCCCCGCUCCCAACCAGGUCCAAGAGACCCACCCAGUCCUGCCACUGGAGGGAAAAGCCUUGCCCUCUGAAGAAGCAGGUGUAGUGCCUUCUAAACAUAAGUAA